CUCUCACGUACGAACUUUCCCACACGGAAAAAUCAAGAAGAACGGCGGCAACUAACAAUGGAGGAAAUACAGCACCGAACAAUCCCCGUCAACGGCAUCAGCAUGCACGUGGCCGAGCUCGGCGAGGGCCCACUGGUCCUCUUCCUCCACGGCUUCCCGGAGCUCUGGUACUCGUGGCGCCACCAGAUGGUUUUCGUGGCGGCGCGUGGAUACCGCGCGGUGGCGCCGGACAUGAGGGGCUACGGCGACACCACCGGCGCCCCCCUCGACGACCCCUCGAAGUUCACCCUGCUCCACCUCGUCGGAGACCUGAUCUCGCUGCUCGACGCGGUCUCGCCGAAUGGUGCAGACAAGGUGUUUGUUGUUGGGCAUGACUGGGGUGCUUUUGUUGCUUGGCACUUGUGCAUGUACAGGCCUGAUAGAGUGAAGGCUCUGGUGAAUUUGAGUGUUGCUUUUAUUCCCAGGGAUCCUGAGAUGAAUCCAGUCCAGAAGAUGCGGAGUUUGUAUGGUGAAGAUCAUUAUAUCUGCAGAUUUCAGGAGCCUGGUGAUAUAGAAGCCGAGUUCGAAAAAAUUGGCGUUAAAGAAGUCCUCAAAAACAUCCUUGCUUUUCGAAACCCCGCUCCACUUUACUUUCCCAAAGGCAAAGGCUUUACCUAUUCUGCCGACAGGGCACCAUGGCUAACAGAGGAGGAGCUCGACUAUUACGUCACCAAAUUCGAAAAAACUGGUUUCACAGGAGGAAUCAAUUAUUACCGCGCCUUUGGCUUAAGCUGGGAGCUGAAUGCACCGUGGGCUGGAGCUCAAGUAAACGUGCCGACAAAGUUUAUCGUCGGGGAAUUGGAUCUAGUCUAUCAUACUCCAGGCACUAAAGAUUUUAUACACAAAGGUGGGUUCAAGAAAUUCGUGCCUUUACUGCAAGAAAUCGUGGUUUUGGAAGGCGCUGCUCAUUUCGUCAAUCAAGAAAGGGCCGAUGAGAUUAACCAACAUAUCUAUGCUUUUCUUCAGCAGUUUUAAGAUGAUUCUCUUCGUAAUUUACACGGAGUUCUUUCGCUGAGGAAAUGUCUAUAUAUAUAUAUAUAUAUAUAUAUAUAUAUAUAUAUAUAUAUAUAUAUAUAUAUAUAUAUAUAUGUGUGUGUGUGUGUGUGUGUGUGUGUGUUCUGAAUAAAUGAGAAUAAGAGGUCAUGUGUAGGCUUCAUGCUUUUGUGUUCAUAACUUAUCAUAAGCAAAUAUAUAUUGAAGCUUUUCUUGUUAUUUUA
Erythranthe guttata (spotted monkey flower) is the source of this 1256-nucleotide messenger RNA. The record is from RefSeq and is a predicted model, not a curated record. NCBI's taxonomy places the organism in Eukaryota, Viridiplantae, Streptophyta, Magnoliopsida, Lamiales, Phrymaceae.